Messenger RNA from Hordeum vulgare subsp. vulgare (domesticated barley), 1047 nucleotides. RefSeq lists its product as uncharacterized. The record is from RefSeq and is a predicted model, not a curated record. Lineage: Eukaryota; Viridiplantae; Streptophyta; Magnoliopsida; Poales; Poaceae. The transcript has a single exon. The coding region runs from base 1 to 1047 and encodes 348 amino acids.
AUGAGAAGGCCUUUGUUCUUACGAAUUGUGAAUGCUCUUGGCGCAUGGGAUCCUUAUUUUACUCAUAGAACAGAUGCCACCAACCGACCCAGGCUCACACCUCUGCAAAAGUGUACAGCCGCAAUCCGCAUGUUAGCGUAUGGAACCUCCGCGGACCAACUUGAUGAGGUACUGAUGUUAGCUGCAAGCACUACUUUAGAAUGCUUGGGGAUGUUCGCACAAGGGGUGAUUGACAUGUUUGGCCAAGAGUAUCUGAGGCCCCCAAGAUGUGAUGAAGUGGAACAUUUGCUUCAAAUUGGUGAAUCUCGUGGAUUCCCUGGCAUGUUAGGGAGCAUCGAUUGUAUGCACUGGCAAUGGGAGAAAUGCCCUAAUGCUUGGAGAGGACAAUUUACCCGUGGUGAUCACGGUGUUCCUACUAUGAUCCUUGAAGCAGUUGCUUCUUACGACCUUCGCAUAUGGCAUGCUUAUUUUGGUGUUGCCGGCUCAAACAAUGAUAUAAAUGUGCUCAACAAGUCACCUUUGUUUGUCCAAGAGUUGAAAGGGGAAGCUCCACGGGUACAGUUCAUUGUCAAUGGAAGGCAAUAUAAUCAGGGUUAUUACCUUGCAGAUGGUAUUUAUCCAGAAUGGGUUGUAUUCGUGAAGACUAUAGCACUACCUCAGAUAGAGAUUGACAAAUUGUUUGCACGACAUCAAGAAGGGGCAAGGAAAGAUGUUGAACGGGCAUUUGGAGUGUUGCAAUCCCGUUUUAACAUCGUGCGACGUCCUGCAAAGUUAUGGAAGCGUGCUUCGGUCGGUAAAAUCAUGGAAGCUUGCAUCAUUCUUCAUAAUACGAUUAUCGAAGAUGAGGGAGACAUGGUUCACGUCCCUUUAGAUUUGAAUGAGAAUCCUGAAACAUGUUUUGCUUUACCGCCGGAGGUCAAUUGUGGUCUCAACAUCUUCUUUACAAAUGUGCUACAAAGGAAUUCCUCUAUUCGUGAACGAUCAACACAUCUAAAACUGAAGCAGGAUUUGGUCGAGCAUAUUUGGCAGAAAUUUGGGGAUGAGUGA